Messenger RNA from Exaiptasia diaphana, 4672 nucleotides. RefSeq lists its product as uncharacterized. Gene Ontology annotation, molecular function: protein binding; transmembrane receptor protein tyrosine kinase activity; ATP binding. Gene Ontology annotation, cellular component: signaling receptor complex. Bases 769 to 4125 code for a protein of 1118 amino acids. The transcript is spliced from 29 exons. Lineage: Eukaryota; Metazoa; Cnidaria; Anthozoa; Actiniaria; Aiptasiidae. Gene Ontology annotation, biological process: cell surface receptor protein tyrosine kinase signaling pathway; protein phosphorylation; multicellular organism development. The record is from RefSeq and is a predicted model, not a curated record.
UUUCAUUUAAAAAGACUAAAGACAUGUAAAUGUUGGAUUUUUUUCUSGAUAUAUAGAUAACUUUCAUUGCUUUUCGUCUGAAAUUAUUGCAUGUUUAUCAGCCAUAUUUGUAGUUGUAAUUCCUGUCUAAUUCAAGUUCCGGUGAGACAUGCCCAGUUAGUACCCGCUAUGUAAUACCAUUUUGAUUUUCCGACUAGAUUGCUGAGUUUUUGUCCAGUGUUGAGUGUUGCUUAAUCAUAGUCGAACCUAAAGGAAAGCAAAAAUCCCCCUGAAAAACAUCAUUUAAAAAGAUCGAUGUUACUGGGUUAACCGUACGUAAGCCCAAAAUCACUACAUAGUUAUAAUUCAGUUGUUAUUCGCUCCCUUUGAUUAUAGUGGUAAUCAGUCCGUAAUGUACUCAUUUCUUUCUCCAUGGUUUUCCAUUUUAAGAGCAUAAGUUGAAUCGCUUCUUUCCUUACAAAAGAGCCGAACGGAUCGUGACAGGAUUCAGACAGACGAAAUUAGAGCGCGUAAUUAGCAAUGGACAACGUUUAACUGCCACAUUCAUGACAAGAAACCAUAGGACCUGGCCUAGAGAACCAUUAGAGAUCAAAGGAUGAUGUCUUGUCUGUAACGAUAAAGUGUCGGUAAAAACAAAGACCGACGCCCAAAGACCUACGUCCAAUCACAGCAUUGAACGACUCGUCAGUACGGUUGGACUAAAAUCACUCGAUUCUAGGGAUCAAUGAUUUCGUUAGCGCAAAGACGCGAUCCAGUCAAGAAAAAAGCAUGAGACUCCUUGCCCAUAUUGGAAUUUUCCUUGGGUUGAUGUCUCGUUGGGUUGCGACGGACAACGCUACGGAUUUCUGCAUAAAGAAAUGUUUUGGCAAGAUCCCUAGUGUAGAAACAUGUAAUAUCUGUUGCAACCGAUUAGUAAACUUAACUAAAACAGAUAACAGUACCGAUAAAGAAUUCCUUCCACCCGACAGACAAGCAAUUCUAAGAUACAUCCCGCCUGUACCAGACUCUCCUUACUUCRUAUCCCAUACACACAAUAAUAUAACGGUCGCAUGGUCUCCUGGGAUAUAUCUCGAGACCCCCGUACUAUACAUUGUCGAGAUAAAGAGAAACCAUAGUGAAGACGACCCAAUGAUCAUAUUACCAGACUAUCAAAAGUACCACGUGGUGCCCAACAAUUCAUUCACAAGCACGUCAUUACAAAGUAAAACCAACUACAGCAUGAGAGUGGCAGCCAUGUCACAGUACGGAACUCGAGGAUUUUCAACUUUCAGUCCAAACUACGAAACAAACUAUACCUGUAAUGCCGAGUUAACGUUAAAUGCAACAAGUAUAAUACGAAACUUUUGUAGCGUAACCAACCUAAGGGUUCGUGUAACGACUGACAUUUAUCAAAAUACCCAACUUGGGCGACCUAAGCAACUAACGMAGUCCUGGAUUUACUGGAAAGUACAUCAGGAUAAAUAUACCCUUCCACUAAAUGCAGUUCAACUUGAAGUAAAGCCGCUGUACAGUUCAUUAUCAGACUGUGGGCGCUUCGGCAUCGGAUCCUCGAUAAGCAAAUUUCCCCGUGAGCUCACGACGGAAUACGUCCACUUCAAUGAAACGGAUCGAAGUGGAAGAAACAUCAUGUACAUGGGAUGUCGAUACAAAAUAAGCUUUAUAUUACGGCACGAGGUAUCUUACAACAAGGCCAUCCUCACCACAGCGACAUUCAGCAUCCCAGAAUGUAUCCAAGGGAUUUGUGCUUGUAAAGCUACAGAUUGGAGGCCACAACCAGUCCCUGAUGACAUUCCAAACUCCGAACACGUCACUGUAUCCAAUUAUCAGCCAGUCAGAUCAAACUAUACCAAUAUUACUUUGAGUUGGAGCAAUGAACCCUGGGAAGGAAAGGCUGUCUUCUUCAGGAUAGCGUUGAUGUUGCAUUUCUCGACAAUCGUCUCUGGGAAAUGCAGUAGUCCAAACGUGGCGAGGUUAUUGAAUGUAACAGGAAAGGUAGCUCCCUAUAAGGUAACUUUUGUGGGCGUUCAAAGAAAUUGCCGGUCCUACAUUAAGAUCGGUGCUUUCGAUAUUUCGGGCUGCGAAAUUGCUAACCAAGAAAUAUUCUCCAUCGAAGGUCCUAUGACAACCACUCAUCAAACUACAACAUUUAGUAACUCGUCUUUGAUUACGAAUCUUCCAACAAUAUCUACCAGUAAGAUUGCUGAACUUCUUGGGUCCACUGACGCCAAUAGAGACACUGCAUUGAUUGUAGUAUCGAUCGUCGUCCCAACGAUUGUCAUUGUCGUUGCCGUCUUACUUAUCUUACUAUUUGUCUACAAACGAAUCAAAAACAAACCAACGUUGGUUCCUCGAACCCCACCUGGUCUGCAGCUUCGACGGCGGAACGAAACGACAUCAGAAGGCUCUCAACUACCUCAUGUCUAUCAACGGAAUAUAGAUACGAAUUCAACCCUCAUCAAUGAAUGUUCCAGUCUACUGGUUCAUCUCCCUCCAAAAUGUAUCAACGGAGGUCUGGAGCUUAACCCUGCAUACGUCGAGCAGCAGAUACAAGAAGCAAUAAGACUUGGUGAAACAGAUGAAUACGAGUUUGGAUUCCAUAGACUUGUAAUGGGCAGAAAGAUUGGUCAUGGUGCUUUUGGUGACGUGUUUAUUGCUGAUGCAUACGGCAUGAACGGCAAUCCUGAUAAAUCUGUUGUUGCAGUUAAAAUACUUAAAGAUAAUGCAUCACAAGAUGAGAAAGAAGACUUCAAAGCAGAAAUCAACUUUAUGAAGACUAUUGGAAAACAUGAGAAUGUCAUUUCAAUACUUGGCUGUUGUACUCUGUACGAACCUAUCUGUCUAUUAGUACAAUACGCGCCACAUGGCGAUCUUUUACAUUAUCUGCGGAGCUUACGAAAAAAGUUUGAGAUGGAGAAAAAGAAGAGCCUCUUUCUUCAAACUGAGUCGGCAGAAGCUUCUUCGGGAACAAACAGCCCAAAUAAUCGUCAUGUUCCUUCACCAAGCACUGAACGGCACAGGUCGUUUUCAGUUGGUAACCUUGGUCGAGAACUUCUAAAUAUGUUUAGCAGUCAAAGGAGAAACUCCAAGGAGAUUAACUUACUUUAUGUUGGGAGGAAUGAARGUAGCACUGAACGUCUUCCUGGUGACUCUUCUGGCUUAACAAACCAAACCGUUGAAACUACAUUAACAGGAAUGACAAAUAAAAAGCGACCUAGUCCAUUCCCUUCAGAGCGUGUCUCGUUGGACGGGGCACUGGACUCAAGUGAGCUGGAAUCAUUUGCCUAUCAAAUAGCAUGUGGAAUGGACUAUUUAUCAUCAAAGGGAGUCCUUCACCGCGAUCUUGCAGCGAGGAACAUCUUGGUCGGUGAAGACAAAGUUUUGAAGAUUUCAGAUUUUGGACUCUCACGAGAAGGCGUUUAUGUAAAGCGAAGCAAUGGAAAAAUUCCCUUGCGGUGGUUAUCUCUCGAAGCAAUCAGGGAUCGUAUUUAUUCUACGGCGAGCGACAUAUGGGCGUUUGGAAUUGUUCUAUGGGAAAUCUGCACUCUUGGGGGAUUCCCUUACCCAACAGUCAACGAUAGAGAUCUACUCAAGUUUCUAUUGGAUGGCCACCGAAUGGAGAAACCAAGCAACUGCACAGAAGACAUAUAUCAGUUGAUGCGAGCAUGCUGGUCAGCAAACCCAGACGAAAGACCGUCUUUUCAAUUUUUAAAGAAAUCGUUGUUAGACAUGGAAGAAGACGAUCGCCCCUAUGUUAACGUCGAUCCCAGYCAGGAGAUAAGUCUGCCCCCCGAUGAAGGUCAUGCUCGUAAUCUAAUAUGCUUUAGUAAUGAUUCUACCGCUUGUUUUCCCGAUGAUGAUUGUGACGUAUUAAAAUCUGAGGAUCAAAACUGUGAAAGCGAGUCAAGAGAUGCGUCAGUGGGUCAGGAAUUCACUGACACCGAGAAUAACGAAGGACUACAUUUGGGGAAAGAACUUAAUGAAGAAACAAUCAACAACAUCAACAACAACAACGUUGAAUGUCCACCUGAAGAAGAACUUGAACGACAAUUACAUGAAAUGUUUCUCAAUGAAAUUGUAGUUUCAGACUGCGAAACAGACGAUAGUGUAUUCGAUUCAGCCGUGUAAAAUAUUCUGUAAAUAUUAACCGCAUAUGUGUGUGUAUAUACGAAAUGUACUCCAUGGCCUUAUGAUAUUUAAGUUGUGUGAGGCAGCAAUUUUUAUACUGAUCCAGAUAGGAUACAUUUUAAAGCAGAUUAGACAGAUUCGCUGCGUGGCUGUGGAGAGGAAAGAUGCAAGGACURCAACUGUUUCUUUAAACUGCGCCAAGUUGAACCUAUCUUGUAUUUAUUACUAUUUAAACUGAUUCGCACKACAGGAUUGAAAAAGAUUGACUCUUGUAACACUACAUUUAGAUUAUAAAAAUUGCAAGCAGAUCUUUUAAGAAAUAUAGUGAUUUUCUCUUCAACAUUACUAGAAKAAAGGGCCCCAUAACAGGGAUCGUGAGCWUUUACAUCAAACAUUURAAUAUCCAAUGUACAUCAGCCACARAUUUAGACGUUUUCAUAUCUGAUUAUAAUAUACACUGUACUGUACAUAUUCAAUAUCACAACAUGUAAAAAACACACAAAAAAAUAUAACACGAUCAGUGCAAAUAAAGAGAAACUGAACUUCA